Molecule: messenger RNA, 1130 nt
Organism: Fomitopsis serialis
Lineage: Eukaryota; Fungi; Basidiomycota; Agaricomycetes; Polyporales; Fomitopsidaceae
Product: phosphatidic acid phosphatase type 2/haloperoxidase
Exons: 9
Coding region: 99-986 (295 amino acids)
Biological process (GO): phospholipid metabolic process
Molecular function (GO): phosphatidate phosphatase activity
Source: RefSeq, a predicted model, not a curated record
ACCAUAUACAAAGACGCGAGCUCAAGGCGAUAGACAAGUGUUCUGCACUCGCGUGCCCUGCUCUAUCAAUCUGCAAUACUACCACUACUUUGGCCACCAUGGUCACCAUGCUCGAUAGAUUACAAAAUGUUUUCGGGGAGGACGCUUUUGACUGGCUAGAUAGAUCCUACAUUGUAGACUGGAGUGUAGCGACCGUAGCAUGGUUCAUCGCAUGGAUCGUUAGCGGACUCCCUCCGUAUGAAAGAGAAUUCGACCGCAAGGAUACCCUGAUUGACCACAAACAUCACAAAAGCCAGAUUGGCGGGGACCUGAACUGGUUCAUCGCCUUCGUCGUCCCCUUCGCGGUGAUAGGCGUCAUUUCAUGUCUGAGGCGAUCUGCUCUAGACCUUCAUCACGGAGCUCUUGCACUCUACGCAACAAGAGCCUUCUCUGAAGUUGCCACAGAGGUCCUCAAAAACCGGGUCGGGCGGCUGCGUCCCGACUUCCUAUCACGAUGCAAGUGGGAUAAAGAGUUAAAAGCAUGCGCAGGCGACCUCGAAACGAUUCUGGACGGACGGAGAUCGUUCCCGUCCGGCCAUUCUUCCACAGCAUUCUCCGGGAUGAUGUUCCUGUCGCUCUGGCUAGCAGGCAUAACCGGAGCGUGGUGCAUCACGCGACCUGCUGCGGCAAGGAGUUUCCUCGCGAGUAGACUUGCGCGGCUCAGCCUCUCCUGCUUACCUCUUGCAUUCGCCACUUGGGUCGCCGUCAGUCGAGUGGAAGAUUAUAGACAUCACAAGGAAGAUGUAAUCGUCGGGGGUCUCCUCGGCACUGCCUGCGCUGUGAUUUGCUACCUCACAUACUGGCCGAACCCCUUCGCCCACCACAGUCGUCUGCCUUCCACGCCAAAGCCCUCUACACGAACCGCAGCCCGGCGCACGAGAAAACGGAAAGGAUACCAAUACGAGUUAGCAGGUAUGGAGCAUGCAAACGGAGUUGAGAGUGUGUAAAGUAUGUACGACUAGUGGCAUGCAUGGGUGCUGAUUAUCGUGGGGAACUACGUCUCAAUGGUACAACUGGCUAUCACUGUCAUGGCGGCGCCGCACUUCGAACGAAGACCCAUCUGUCGCCAACCUUCUGCAUCCGCCCUGUCG